Molecule: messenger RNA, 4014 nt
Organism: Clupea harengus (Atlantic herring)
Lineage: Eukaryota; Metazoa; Chordata; Actinopteri; Clupeiformes; Clupeidae
Product: histone-lysine N-methyltransferase KMT5B-like
Exons: 11
Coding region: 837-3521 (894 amino acids)
Cellular component (GO): nucleus
Molecular function (GO): histone H4K20 methyltransferase activity; protein binding
Source: RefSeq, a predicted model, not a curated record
CUGUUAUCCCACUUCACUGAGCUAGCUAGCAAAGAACCCAAGCGGGCUUAGCUGCUUCGGUACUGGUAUAGUGUUACCACUUUAGUCUGCCGUGGAGCAGUCGGUUUAAAGCAGUGCAGUGGUUUAAAUUACGUUUUGUUUGUUUUGAAACAGUAGCCUCAACUUGAGAUGGGAAUGUACCCCGGUUCACUGAGUUAGCUAGAUUCUCUCAACGGUUAAAGUAAAAGGUUACAGAAGCCGAUUCUUGCUAGUUAUUUUUGCCUUAAUGUUAGCUACUUAUAUGAUAGCCAUGUAACUGUUAGCUAACGGUAGUCAGUUCAGAUCAUGCAAAGGUCUAGCUCCCUACAAUGUGGGGGUUUAACACGGUUGAUUUUGUUAGGGUGAGGGUUUGUCGAGCUCUGAUCUGUGAUGACCAGCUGCUAGUAACUUAAACGUUAGCCUGCGAUAAUGUAUUGUAUCGUUGUGUGGGUAAGGACUAGCAUUGAUUGCCUUUUGGUCAACCAGUACAGUUGUUGACGGGGUUAGCAAUUGACUGCUGGAGCACCGGCACGUAAGAGCAGUUCAAGAGGGGUCUUCGUUAGCCAAGCUUCCAUUACCGGUGCUAAUAAUCUAACCAGUGGUACAUUUCUCGUUAGCUGCUGACCGUGGUGCUGGAAGAGGGUUUCAUUAGCUAGGUAUAUCCUGCUGAUUGAGCCGAAUCCGCUUGAUGGAACGACAGAUUGCUAGACAGUGCACUCUGGACCCCGGCCAGCCCCAGCAGCGCCCUCCUCUGCUGGACUAGAUGCUCCUGGCCCAGGCUGCCUGGCGGAGUGACGUGGUUGGGCGAAGCCGAGACCAUGGUCCUGAAUGGCAGGCGGCAGCAGCAGGCGGCGGGGCAGGCCAGGCCUCCAUCCUCCCAGCGCUCUCAGCUACGCUACGGAAGGAGCUCCCCGAGCGCACGCAGGGCCAGCCGCAGGGGGUGUGGAGCAGGAGCUCUGGAGGGGGAGCGGCGCCAUGUUCCCUCCUCGGGGAUGACGGCCAGGGAGCUGUGUGAGAACGAUGACCUCUCCACCUGCCUCAUCGUGGAUCCGUACCUGGGCUUCAUGACACACAAGAUGAACCCCAGGUUUCGACCAAUCAAAGGCCGGCAGGAGGAGCUGAAGGAUGUGAUUGAGCGUUUAAAGAAGCAUGACAACCUGGAAAAAGCCUUCAAGGCCCUCACGGCCGGAGACUGGACGCGCAGCCAUCUCCUGCACAAGACCAAGGCUCAGGAGAAACUCUUCAAAGAACACGUAUUUGUUUACUUGCGCAUCUUUGCCACCAACAGCGGUUUUGAGAUUUUACCCUGUAAUCGCUACUCGUCAGAGAUGAACGGAGCCAAAAUAGUGGCGACUAAGGAGUGGAAGCGCAAUGAUAAGAUCGAGUAUCUGGUGGGCUGCAUCGCCGAGAUGACUGCCAGUGAGGAGAAGACCCUCCUUCGCCACGGCGAGAACGACUUCAGCGUUAUGUACUCCACACGCAAGAACUGCGCUCAGCUGUGGCUGGGGCCUGCUGCCUUCAUUAACCACGACUGUCGGCCAAACUGUAAGUUUGUGUCCACAGGCAGAGACACGGCUUGUGUCAAAGUUCUCCGAGACAUCGAGCCGGGCGAGGAAAUCUCCUGUUACUACGGAGACGGCUUCUUCGGUGACAACAACGAUCUUUGUGAAUGCUACACCUGUGAAAGGCGAGCCCUGGGUGCGUUUAAGUCGAAGGCCGGCCUGCCCGUGUCGGCCCCAGUCAUCAACAGCAAGUACGCCCUGCGGGAGACGGACCGGCGCCUCAACCACCUCAAGAAAAUGGGCGAGAGCAGCCAGCACUCAGACACACACUCCGUUGGCUCACACACCGACGCAGACUCUCAGGAAUCACCACAAACACACUCGUCGCAGAAGCGCUUCUCCAGCGCCAGUGUGAAGCUGAGCCGAACCCGAACCCAAACCCGCCAGGACCAGAACUCUCUGUCUCACCCUCUCUCCUCCGCCGCGCCUCCCAAAGCCACUUCAGUCUCCAGCAGCAGCAGCAGCAGCAGCAGCAGCAGCAGCGGUCGCCGCCGCUUACCCAAGAGGCAUCAUCGCUCCCGGUCCAAACGGGCCCCCCCCUCUGCAACCACCCCCACCCCCACCCCCACCCCCACGAGCGUCCGCUUGCGUAGCCAGGUCCGUGUCCGAGGGGGGGGGCAGCAGCACAAGACGCCCUCGGCGCCCCCCAGGACCUCCAGACCAGCGCUGUGCCACAGCAUCAAGCAAGAGGCGGACGAGGAGGCCGGGGUGGGGGGGGGUGUGAGGGCGGCGCAGGGGUCGGAGGUGGAGCAUGUGUGUGGCUACAGGACUCGCAGGCUGACACGCACACUGCUGAAGGAGCGGCAGCAGGAGGAGGCUGCAGCCGAGGGGUCAGGGGUCGAGGCGGGGUCAGGGGUCGAGGGCUCAGAGGUUGCGGGGUCAGAGGUCGAGGGGUCAAGGGUGGAGGGCUCAGGGGUCCAGCAGGAGUCCCACGACGCCGACACCACGCAUGUGGGCGGGGUCAUCAUCAAGACGGAGCCGGCGGACAUGGAGGAGUACCUGCAGCACGGGGUGGGUGUGGCCACGUCCAGCCAGCAUCCCCCCCCAGCCAAUCACAGCACGCGGGCAAAGUCACGACGACGACUGACCCGUCUGCAAUCUGAUAGGACAGUCAAACAGGAAGAGGAGGGGCCUCUGUGCCCCCCUCAGCCCUUCGUCCCUGCAGACUCUUGCCCCUCCCCUUCCCCCAGUCUCAGGACGCUCAGCCAAUCAGUGAGCUCAAAGGACUCGAGUCGUCGCCGCCAUAAAGGCGCUCCGUCGAGGCGCAAGGGGAAGCGGAGACGGAAGCGGCGUCUGGUUCGGUACGACGCCCUGCUGAUCGAAGACAUCAGCGGCAUCCCCAAGCUCACCCUGCGUCGCCGUAGCGACAGCGGCAGCAGCAGGAAGAAGAGCCGCAAGGCGGCGGCGGCGAACGCAGCGAGCUCUCAGAAGAGCCACCGGCACUCUUCCUCUCCUCCCUCUUCCUCCUCCGCCUCCAAAAUCAGCAUCAAGUUCCGGAAGAAGCGUCACGCCGACUGGGGCGGGGCUUAUGUGGCGCACCUCAACAACGGCGGCGUAUCCCACGGCAACCACACCAAGCUGAAGAUCCAGCUGAAGCGGGAGGAGGAGGAGGAGGAGGAGGAGCAGCAGGUGACUCAGUCACACACCGCCCUCGCAACCAGCGGGCCGCCAGGGGGCGCCAGAGAGGCGCUGAAGCAGCACGAAACACACGGCAGCAGCAGGAGCCGCCGCCCCCACCCUCCUCCCCCCACGCCUUCUUCCUCAUCGGAGGAGGAGGACGAGGAGGACGAGGAAGAGGAGGAGGAGGAGGACGAGUUUGAGGACGACUUCUUCCCACUGCCUGCGCCAAAGCGCCUGCGGCUGAUCGUGGGGAUGGAGUCCAUCGACAUUGAUAUCUCCUCCAGGAGGAGACAAGACCAGGCCAUGCGCCUCCACACAUAGGAGGUCACAUGACUACUCCUGUAGGGUCACAUGACCUGGUCACCUGACCUCCCACCAUCAGCGCCACAGGUGUUCAGCACAGGUGUUCAGCACAGGUGUCGAUGGAAAAAAAGGGUUUUUAUUCUGGAAAGGACAACAUGUCGUCCUGUAUGGAACUUUCAUUCCAAUCAAUGGAUGUUCUGUAAAUUAUACAAAAAACAAAAGAAUCAUACCAUAAAAGUCAAAGCACUUCUGUUUUUGUAAGAUAACAAGGAAGAUGUAGAAUAUUAUAAGUGUUGGGAAAAGCUGCCCAUGCAGAUUUAUAUAAAUAUAUAAUUUUCUUUUUUUUUGUAUUUGCUUUGGUGCUGUUUUGGUGAGACUGAAUUUGUUUUGUGAAAGGUCGAGGGAACUGUUCCUGUUCCUGUUCCUGACCAUGCAGGUGUAAGAGGGAGAUGAAGGUCUAAGGGCAAGCAGUGAUGCUGAAGUGUGUGUGUGGCUUUGGAUAUGUCUCACA